Messenger RNA from Antechinus flavipes (yellow-footed antechinus), 4636 nucleotides. RefSeq names its product junctophilin 2 (gene JPH2). Gene Ontology annotation, cellular component: plasma membrane; sarcoplasmic reticulum; junctional membrane complex. The record is from RefSeq and is a predicted model, not a curated record. The transcript is spliced from 6 exons. NCBI's taxonomy places the organism in Eukaryota, Metazoa, Chordata, Mammalia, Dasyuromorphia, Dasyuridae. Bases 535 to 2694 code for a protein of 719 amino acids.
UCAAUCAGACCCCACACACCCACUAGAACUACGGAAGGAGCCAGCUGAGCAUUGAGAGUAGUAGCAUUGCUUGGGGAGCUCAGUACAGCCAGGGGUGCUCAGAAUGGGAUUUCCCCCUUACUGGAACUAGAUGGAGAGUCAUCACCCCUAUCCUUUCUCCUGUAACCUCCCCAGUGAGGUUUCUUAAAGGGACCAUGCAACUUUUCCAGUCCUCUCUAGAACUGCCUCUGGAGUAAAGGGAGACUUUGGGGAACGCCUGUUUGUCUUAGAAGCAACACUUCCUCCACUUCUCAGACUCAUCCUUGAGGGAGGGUGGGUCCCCUCUCUGCCUGUCAUUGACAGACACACCAUCACCUUGGUUCUCGGGACCCUCUGACCCCUGACAGGAUCAUGUUCAUGCCACAUUGGAACCACAUCCUAAGGGAGAAGGUACAGCCCUGAGCCAGGACUGGAAAGGGGGUGGGGGGUGGAGCCCUAGGGCUCCCCCCCAGGCUCAAGCUGGAGGGCGGAGAGGAAGCCGGGGUCUACGAUGAAAUGAGUGGAGGCCGCUUUGACUUUGACGAUGGAGGUGCAUACUGUGGGGGCUGGCAAGAUGGCAAGGCCCACGGGCAUGGACUCUGCACAGGACCCAAGGGUCAGGGCGAGUAUUCUGGUUCCUGGAACUUUGGCUUCGAAGUCGUGGGCAUCUAUACCUGGCCCAGUGGCAACACCUAUGAGGGUUACUGGUGUCAAGGCAAGAGGCACGGCCUGGGGAUAGAGACCAAGGGGCACUGGCUCUACAAGGGGGAGUGGACUCAUGGCUUCAAGGGGCGCUAUGGGACCCGGCAGAGCUCGAGCAGCGGAGCCAAGUAUGAGGGCACUUGGAAUAACGGACUUCAGGAUGGCUAUGGCACCGAAACCUAUGCAGAUGGAGGAACUUAUCAAGGGCAGUUCACCAAUGGCAUGCGCCAUGGUUAUGGCAUCCGGCAGAGUGUCCCAUACGGCAUGGCGGUGGUGGUUCGUUCACCACUCCGAACAUCUCUCUCUUCCCUGAGAAGUGAACACAGCAAUGGCACCCUGGCUCAGCAGGAUGCUCCCCCCACCCCCAUGGACGGCAGCGCCUUAGCUCCCCCCACCAUCUCCCGCGGCGGCUUCGCCCUCAGUCUCUACGCCAACGCAGAGGCUGCUGCCAAGCUCUCCCGGGGUAGUGGUGGCUUCUUCCAGAGAGGCUCCCUCCUGGGGAAGCUGAGGCGCUCGGAGUCGCGGAGCUCUCUGGCCAGCCAGAAGAGCCAGGUCAGCUUCCUGAAGAGUAACCUGAGUUCAACCGCCAGUGAUGCCGCCUCCACUACCAGCCUGGGAGAAGGGGCUGAGGGCGAGGACUUUGCCCCGUUUGAGUCUGACAUCGAUGCCACCACCACAGAAACCUACAUGGGCGAGUGGAAGAACGACAAGCGGUCCGGCUUCGGGGUCAGCGAGCGUUCCAGUGGGCUAAAGUAUGAGGGGGAGUGGCUAGACAACCUGAGGCAUGGCUACGGGUGCACCACACUGCCUGAUGGCAAGAAGGAGGAAGGGAAGUACAGGCACAAUGUGCUGGUCAAAGGCAUGAAGAAACGCGUUCUCCCCCUCAAGAGCACCAAAAUCCGGCAGAAGGUGGACCAUAGCGUGGAGGGCGCUCAGCGGGCAGCAGCCAUCGCCCGUCAGAAGUCAGAGAUCGCAGCCUCCAGGACAAGUCAUGCUAAGGCCAAGGCGGAUGGAGCAGAGCAGGCUGCCCAGGCAGCCAACAAUGAGUCCAGCAUUGCACGGACCCUGGCCAGGGAGCUGUCUCCAGACUUCUACCAGCCAGGCCCUGAGUACCAGAAACGUAGGUUGCUCCAGGAGAUCAUAGAGAAUGCUGAAAGUGUUAUGGAGAAUGAAGGCCGUGGACAGGCCCCAGGCAUCCAGGAGCCCCCUCCUGAGAGCCCCCAGCUGCAUGAACGGGAGGCUUCCCUCCAGGGGGGCGGCAGUCCAGCCCGCACCCCAUCUCCCAACCUUGCAGGGACACCCCCUGAGGCUAAGCGGCCUAGGCCGGGAACUCAGAAGGACGGCUUCCUGAGUCCAGGGGACUGGAACGGGGACCAGAGCCGAGAAGGCAGUCGUCCAGUGACUCCAUCUGACGUGGGUGAAAGAAGUAGCAGGAACCCCGCAAGAGCUCCUAGCGACCACAUGGAGAUCCAGCCUCUGCAGCCGCCGCCCCUGCAUCCAGCUGAGGAGCCAGAAGUAGCGCUCUACCAGGGGUACCACAGCUACGCUGUCCGCACCUCACACCCUGCCCCGCUGCCUUUUGACGAGGAUGAGGCUGAUGGCGCUGCCCCCACCACGCCUGUGACACCCCCAGCCUCCCCAGUGUUCAAGCCUGACCUCCAGUCUGAGGAGGCCGUCCCAGCAGCCCCCGCACCCCCAAAGCCAGAGCUGAAAGCCAGGGCCCCCAAAACAGAGGCAAAGCAUCCGCCUUCUCCCAUCAAAUCAGACACCACAAGCCACCCAAAGCCCACCAGGAAAACAGAGGCCCGAGGCUUGUCCAAGGCUGGGGCCAAAAAGAAGGGCCGGCGAGAAGUGGCGGCAGCGGCCUUGGAAGCCGAGAUGGACUUGGAGGAGGCUCCCAACACUGUCCUUAUCUGCAUGGUGAUUCUGCUGAACAUCGGCUUGGCCAUCCUCUUUGUGCAUUUUCUGACCUGAUGUGACCUUGGCUCAGGAGUUCCCACCCAUGCAAAAUUUUGAUCUCUUUGCAAUGACUGGAUGCAACCGCAGCUGUGGAGAGAUGCCGAGGGCAAAAUACUGGGCCCAGGAACUGAUUGCAGGCUUUCCAGCUGUGGCAGCCCCAGCCCUGAAAGAAAACUGCCCUGUAUUCCGUUUAGCUUUCCUGAUCGCAAAUCGGCUUGAUCCCUCCCGAUCUGGGAUGAGGAGGGACCUUCCCACUCUAAGCCUUCUUUGACCCUGAGGAUGGCAUCACCUACAUGAGUGUUUGUGGCUGCACCUGCAUGCGUACCCAGAGAAGGGGACCAGCAAACCCCCCACUCUUCCCAUUUGUCUGGCUGCUGGCUGAGGCGUCUCAGGGAACGCCUCCGGUACAAUGGAAUCACUCUCCCUGACCCUUACCCAAGCCUUUCUUUCCCCAAGCAGCAAUUUGGUCCCACUCUCCCAGGCUGCUGAGAUUAGCCAGCCCAAGCUCUCUCGGAGGACCGCUCUAGAAAUUCAGAGCUGGUUACAGACACUCUGACUCACAUGGCCAGAAGCAGCCAGGAAGGAGGGUGGUAUGAAGGGAAUAGAAGCAUUGGAGAGGCCCUCGCUCUCCUUUGUGGCAGGUGGAUAUCUAGGGCAGAGAGGGGGAAAGCUGCCCUGGCUCAGGCUUGCCUUGCCCCCCUUUCUGCUUCUGGGUUAACACUGCAAAGCAAGAUGAUGGCAGCUUUAACCCAGCCUCCCUACACUCUCCCCGCCAAAAAGAAACAGAACAAAACCAUCCAGUGCAGCUGCCUGAGACCCAAGGCCACGGGGAACACCACUUUGAGUGGAUGAGCCUUUCCUGACCCCCAUGGUGCAAAGGGGCUCCUGCUGUGACCGAGGCAGGCCAGGCAUCCCAUGGAGUUUUAUUGGGAUGGGAGGCUGGGCGCUUGGAGAGCACUGUCUGUUUAUGCUUGAAGAUGACUUUUGGCUUGGCUGGUAGAGGAUGGCACUUGCAUGCACCUAUGUUGAAGGCAGUUUUGUCAGUGGUGGGUCUCCCAGAAUGUGCCCCUCUGCUAUGGAGAGGAGUGGGUAAAAAAGCCCCAAAGGUGAGCUAGUAGGCAGGGAAACCUAAAGGGAAGAAGUUCAGAUCAGUGCCUGUCCCUGGUGCCCUGGCCUAAGAUAAAGCAGAUAAAAAAGAUAAAAGAUAAAAGCAGACAAGAAAUGGGGCUAGGAGGAAAUGGGCAGAUUAUAGGAGCCCACAUUAAGGCAGUGACCGACUGGCUUCUUUCUUGGAUUGUUUUCUUUCUUGGUCCCUGGUUUUUAAAAUUUUCUAAGCUCCCCGCUUGGUCCUAUGUGAGGAAGACUAUCUCCCAGGCCCCAUCAUAAAGAGGGACUAUAAAGAAGGUUUUGGGUGAAAAAUACUCCUUCUCCUCUCCUUUCCUUUCUUCCCACACCCCACCCCGCCUCCAUCCUGUGCUUGCCCAAAGCCUCUGAAAUUGCAAUGGAGAUGGGCAUAGAGGUGGAGGUGGGGCUGAGGAACACUGUGCUUUCUCUAUUAUCUCUUUUCUCUAAAUACUCCUGAGCCUUGUUCCUGGACCUUGGGACCUUGAGAACGAUUGUCCACUUUGCCAAGGUCCAGAUCCCAGCUGCCCUUUAUUUUGGGAUUUCUCUGCAGGGAGGUCAGAGGCACCUACUUUUUUGCUACAGGCUGCAAUGGGGUGCCCAGUCUGGUUUCUGUGUGAUGGUGGGAAUUGACCUUUCAGAGGAGGUGCCUAAAACUACCUGCUACCUCAGCUCAGAGGAUCUCUAUCCCCAGGACUGGCCAUGAGCUUUUAAGGCCUUCUCUGGUCCUGUCUGGAGCCAGAGGAUGAGGGCAGGGAAGUACCUACAUGCUAUGUCUGGCCUAUCUUUCUGCUAUACUCUGUGCGAUAAUAAAGUUACCUGCUCACUGUCCUGA